Esox lucius (northern pike) is the source of this 5200-nucleotide messenger RNA. RefSeq names its product potassium voltage-gated channel, KQT-like subfamily, member 1.1 (gene kcnq1.1). Gene Ontology annotation, biological process: potassium ion transport; transmembrane transport. The transcript has 17 exons. Lineage: Eukaryota; Metazoa; Chordata; Actinopteri; Esociformes; Esocidae. Gene Ontology annotation, cellular component: membrane. The record is from RefSeq and is a predicted model, not a curated record. Gene Ontology annotation, molecular function: voltage-gated potassium channel activity. The coding region runs from base 1426 to 3456 and encodes 676 amino acids.
GCCACCGGAACAAUAACACGUUAAACCAGCUUGUUUUCAGGAAAUAUUGAAAUUGGAUGGAUAUACUUUGACAAUAAAUAAUUGUGGAAUCCUUGACAAUUAUACAACUUUGCUCUCUUUUAUUUGCCAGUCAAACGCAUAAACCCCAACCACUUCCACAGUUAUUACUCUUAAAACUAGGUUUUAAACCUAGACCGAAGCACAUUGCUUUUACUUUAUCUGCAAUAACUCCAACAUCUGCUAUAACUCUAAUUUCAAAUUCAUGCAUUUUUACAAUAGAGCCAAUUUUGACUGUACUACUUGCCCAUCCUGUGUAGACCCUGCAACAGGCCAAAGCACUCCCUCACCUUCAGUCCAGUCGCCAAGGCAGGUUAAUAUGUACCUGACAACAGAACCUGUCAUCACUUGGACUUCAAUUGACUUUUCCCCCAAUUUAAACCCCCUAAGCAAACCAGUGUCACCAUUUCACUAUUAAGGAUGGUCAAGGUCAUUCACAUGAAUUCUGCAUUGUAACCUUACCCAGACACAGGCACACAUCAGGAUAUUACCUCGGCUGACAGCUGACAUAUCAUUACUUGCAGGAAACAUACAAUUAAGUCAGGGAUUGAUUUCCUGGAGGUCAUUUGUAAAGAGAGGGAGAAAGAUGAACCCGGGUAUGAGGGAGAGACUGUUUAUGACCCGUUCUCCGAGUCCAGUGUCUCUGUAUUGUAAAAACAUUUUAUCGUCGCAAUGCGUUUGCGGCUCAGAUUUUGUUAUAUUUACACAGCCUUUAUGCACGGUGUAUGUACUGAGGUAUGUACUGAGGUAUGUACUGAGGUAUGUACUGGGGUAAAAAUACCUCAGAUUAAUUUUUUUAUUGCUUAGUGCAUGUUCCGCUUUUUGACUGUGACUAGGGGUAAAAGUUAUGUUAGUUGUCCUCAUUUCAAAGUAACAUUAACAUGCUAAGGUCAUGAAAUUUACAGAAAAAUGUCCUGUUCACCAAUUGGCAACAAGUAAAGAAUUGCUGAAAAUUUGCUGAAAAUUAUAUAUUUUUUCUCAUGUGGCAAAGUGAAUAAUAACUGGUGGAAAUUAAUGUCCACAAAAAAUGGGGGCCCUAAAAUACCACCCCCCCCAACCGAUCUAGACUAUGGUCCGAAAUAGGUUUAGGGCGGGCUCUGUUUUCGCUGAUAAGUACGGUCCAGCCACAGGUAGAGAACAUUUCGUAGUUAAAUAUGGAUCUGACACUUGCUUCAACCGUGUAGCUAGCCUACUGUAUACCGCUAUAUGUAUUUCGGAUUGUGUAUUCCAAUUUUUUCUUCUUUUUGAUUUCCCUCACCGUAUGCAGACGGAUUUGUCCCACUUCAUUCAUCCAAAAAGUGCACAUUGGACAGCGACCACAGCGCUCCGGUCUCAUUGCGGAAAAAGACAUACCAGGGAUCGAACAAAAUGUCAUGUCCAGAUAAUACAUCUCAAAGGAAUGAGGUCCUUAAUAACAUACGGAGAUCCUCGAUGGCCGCGGGACUUGGAAAAAAGACAGAGUUAGAGAAGUCCCAAGGCGUUACGGUCUCACAAUAUGAGCUUGGGACUAUUAUUUCCAACAACAGGUUACGAUGUGACUCCGAGGGUAUCACCAUUCACGCAAUGGUCACUCGACCGUCAGUGUCUCACAUGCCCGGGGUCAAUUUGAACCCCCGGAUGUCCGUAUACAGCACUGCUCCUCGACUUCUUUCCCGUGCGCAUAUUCAAGGACGCGUUUAUAACUUUCUGGAAAGACCUUCUGGGUGGAAGUGCUUUGUGUACCACUUCUGUGUGUUCCUGAUUGUUCUGGCUUGUCUGAUCCUCAGUGUCCUCUCUACUAUUGACCAGUACCAGGCUCUGGCACAUGAAACUCUCUUCUGGGUGGAAAUAGUGCUUGUGGUGUUUUUUGGUGUGGAGUAUGUAGUGCGUCUGUGGUCGGCUGGGUGCCGUAGUAAAUAUGUUGGCUUCGUGGGCCGGCUGCGAUUUGCCAGGAAGCCGAUCUCCGUCAUUGAUCUGAUUGUGGUGGUGGCCUCCGUUGUGGUGCUGGUAGUGGGCUCCAAUGGCCAGGUGUUUGCCACAUCUGCAGUCAGGGGCAUCCGCUUCCUGCAGAUACUUCGUAUGCUUCACGUGGACCGACAGGGAGGAACAUGGCGCCUGCUAGGUUCCGUGGUCUUCAUUCACAGACAGGAGCUCAUCACCACGCUGUACAUCGGUUUCCUGGGCCUGAUCUUCUCUUCGUACUUUGUUUAUCUGGCGGAGAAGGACGCCGUGGACGGGAACGGAGUCACCGAGUUUGGCAGCUACGCCGACGCGUUGUGGUGGGGUGUGGUCACCGUCACAACUAUAGGCUAUGGCGACAAGGUCCCUCAGACGUGGAUUGGUAAGACCAUCGCGUCCUGUUUCUCAGUCUUCGCCAUCUCCUUCUUCGCCCUGCCAGCUGGGAUCCUGGGUUCAGGCUUUGCUCUGAAGGUCCAGCAGAAACAGAGGCAGAAGCACUUCAAUAGACAAAUCCCUGCCGCUGCCAUUCUCAUCCAGACUUCGUGGCGGUGCUUCGCUGUGGACAACCCUGACUCUGCCACCUUCAAGAUGUUUGUCAGGAGGAAACCCGCCCUGCCCAGCUCCUCCGUGUCCAGUCCCAAACCCAAGAAGACGACGAAGAACAGCGAGAAGAACAGCGAGAAGAACGACGGGCCUGGUUCUCCUACACUUCCCAGUUUCAGCUACGACUCUGUUUUUGACAGUCGGAGGGAUCUGAGCUCUGAUGUAUACAGCACAAUCUGCACAGGUAGGAGGUGUGAACUCAUACAGUCCUGGACGUCGCUCACCUCCCUCACAUUCAGCUCCCCACUCCAAGUGAAAAAGAGCCCUGGUCUGUUGGAGGUGCAGUGCCCCAGUCCCCUCCCCAGGAACAACAGCUUUGGGGAUGACCUGGACCAGGAGGACCAGAGCGUGCUGACCCCCGCCACUCACGUGUCGCAGCUCCAGGCGACCCACCGAGCCGCCAUUCAGGUGAUUCUGCGGAUGCGUUUCUUUGUCUCCAAGAAGAGAUUCCAGCAAGCGCGUAAGCCCUAUGACGUGCGAGAUGUGAUCGAGCAGUACUCCCAAGGACAUCUGAAUCUGAUGGUGCGCAUCAAGGAGUUACAAAGAAGACUUGACCAGUCCUUGGGGAAGCUGACCCUGUUCCAGACGAGCUCCGACAAAGCCAAGGACAAAGGCACCAACACCAUCGGUUCCCGGCUCAACAGGAUGGAGGAAAAGAUACAACACAUGGACCACACACUCGACAGAAUUGCCGAGUCCCUAACCCACCUGGUGGACCAGGGUCUGGGCGAGGCGGGGGCAGCACACGGCCCAGGUAGGAGGAAGUCCCAGGGCAGGGCGGUGGUCCCCGGCCAGGACAGCCUGCCCACCCUCCAUCAACCCCUCAACCCAGGCCCGAGUCUGGACGGGAGUCCCUGAAUCCGGGAAACGCCAAAGCCUGCAUCACCCUCUGCCCCUCCUCCGUCCGUCCGUCACUCCUUCUCUCCUUCUCUCCUUCUCUCCUCUGUCACUCAUACUCUACACCAUUGCUCUUUCUCUCCUCCAUCAGCCUUUCUCCUGUUCUGAGACCAGUGUUUAGGUCCUCUGUGCCUGGGGACACAGCAGAUGCGCAGUCCUUUCUACUUGCGCAGUGCUGACCGGUCAGAUUAAUAGUCAGUACCCAGAGAGCGGUCGGGUCUGGACCAGUGUUGUGGAAUUCUCAGGUCGCUACAGAAUUCAUCUGUCCCUCCCACUGGUCCUGACUUACAGCCCGUUUGACAUUUUAGUCACUGAGAAGAAGUUCCUAUGCAGAGUGAUUUACAGUAAGUGUGUUCGUCUCAAGAUGGGAAGGAGCAGCGUUACAUUGAAGAACUUGGCAAGGAUGAACACCGGACGGGUUGCCGGUGUCUGAUGACGUUUCAUCCUUCAGAAUGUGUUAUUUAUUCGUGUAAAAGUUUUCACCCUGAUUUUCCACCAUUCCCCAAGAUGUCAUGAUUUCCCACUGGACCUAGGACUGUGUCUAGUCACACCAACUGUUAACCGGCUCGGGAGCUUUGAAGACGAGUGCCAAGCCAUUUAGCUUUUUUUCCUCUGUACUGCAGGAAGUCAGUCAGAUUGGUGCAUCUGAGGACACACUAACUUCACUGAUGACCUCAGAUAGCUUUUGCAGAUGCCCAAAACGCACCUAAUCCAGUCAUUAUAGCACACUGAGACAAGGAAAUCCCUGUGCUACAUUAUGGUGCAGUAGACCUGAAAUGCCAAAGUACGUUCUAACAACCCAUGGGUAAACUGUAAAAAGCUGAAUCCUUACUCCUCACCACGCAAAAUACUCCUACAUACUGAUUUCCAAUUUAGUGGAGAUUUUGGGUUUUAAGAAGGAGCAGAGGUAAGAGGAUGUGAAGAGCCAGGGAAAAGCAUUUUAGGUUUUCCCUGGGACUUGACGUUAAGUGCUUUAAUUGAGUCAUUGAACCAAAUGCACUCUGUAUUCUUCCAGAGGGAGCAAGAAGCAUUCAGGACAGCAUUGCCCCAGAAAAGAACAGUGCAUUCCAGGACAAACCAGAUAGACAUAAAAGCCCUGCUAAUACCCAAAACUGACGGGUGCCUUGUAUUGUUCCACAUUCUGACUGUGCCCUCAUUUUGUGGAAACGAUCUUAAGGUGGAUUCUGAACAGAUUUUCCAGCAGAUCUUGUUAGCGUAGAUGGACGAAACCGGGUCAACAUCAGGACAAUGAGCGUGUGUCAGCAGCAGCUCCAAACAAUGCCGACAGUCCAUCCACAACAGAGAACCGACCAGACUGACGUCUGUCUUCCGAGAGUACCUAAAGCCUCUGAACAGGAUUGUCAGUGGCUUUGUUUUCAGAUAGAACAUAUCAUGUUUCUAUUGUCAGCAUUGUUCAAAUACAGUGUUGCUGGUAAGCAGCUAAUGUUAGCUAGCUAACUAAUUGCUUUAUAUAUAUAUAUACAUGUUGUUGGCCGUCCUUUCAUUUAAUGCAAUCUGAUUGGCUUAAAAUCUACUGAGCAGGACAGGAACGUCUACAUGUUAAAUCAACUAGAAUAUUUGCUACUAGGUCAGGUUACUGGCAGGUGUUGCCAAAUCACAACACACUAGCUAUUGGACGCCAAACAGACAUCCGGACCAAUUUUUUUUCUGGCUAUUUAUUUAGCUCUUUUUAUAUCCUGGAUAU